AUGUCUAAAGACAACAAACCAACGCAGAAAGUAAAUUCCAAAUUCUCAAAGGAAGUGUUUCUUAAGAUAAAAGGAUUUAUUGAAGAUUCACAAAAUAAAGGUUUUUUGAUUUCUGCGAAUUCGUUAAGUUGUUUCAACGAAGAGGAAACAAGUGGAAAUAUCGUUGAAAUUGAGUCUUCAGAUUUGGAUACUUUUAAUGUGACAAAGAAGUGGACAACAAUAACAGAAAAAGAAGGGACUAAAGAAGAUGUCAAUACGGAAAAUGAGCGAUUACAAGAAGCUAUUAAAGGACUUCCUAAUGAAAUGGUUUUAAGUUUAGAUGAAUUUGGAUUUCAAUUAUGGAAAUUAAUUCAUAAAAUUCCUAUUAUAUCUUUGAAUGAUAAUGCUCAAUCUAAUCAAUGGUAUGGAAGAGAGAUUAAAAUGUCUCCAUCAUUAAUUUGUAUUAAUAAAAAUAGAGAGUAUUUGACUCCCUUCCUAAAAUUUCCUCCUUUUGAGGAAGCCAAAAAAAUGAUAACUCAAGAAUGUUUUAUUCCUAAGAAUAAUAAUAACAAAGUUGUGUAUUAUUACACUAAAACUGAAUUCCAAGAAUGGUAUAAUAAAGUUGUUGUACAACACGCAAUAAAUGUAAGGUCAUAUUUAAAUAUUGAUCGUAAUGUUGUGGUGAUAAUGGAUGAAUAUUUUAAACCUUUUGUUGAACCAUUACAAUGUCCAGGAGUUUUUCCAUUCUUUAUUAAGACUGAAUGCUCAGACCAAGUCAAUUUUAUUUCAGGAGUUAUUAAUUCAUAUCUUAAUAUGUUAAAGAAUGAGUAUGAUAUUAACGAAAAUACAAUAGAAGGAGAUAUUCCUGGAUUUAUUAAGGAAGUACUUAAUAACCAUUUAUUCAUUUACAAAUUAUUAGAAAAUUUAGAACCAGCAUCAUCAACACCUAUUAAAUUUAUUAAUCAAAACACUAAAGUUAAUAUAUAUAACUACUUGACUAAUUCUAAAAAUGAAUCAGAAAAGACUAUGAUAACCGAUUCUAUACAAAAAAAUGAACUUAUAACUUUUAUUAAUCAACUUUUAUUAGAAAGAAAAUGUGUCACUUUAGACACAAUCAAAAACUAUUGUAAAAUUAGAUUCCAAAUAGAUGUCAAUGAAGAAGAGUUAAAUGAAAUUAUAAAAACGAUUGGACUUAUUACUAAAACUGACUUUUGUAAUGUUGAAAAUAAAGACUUUUUAUUAAGUGAUGUUGAAGAGUUUGUUCGUGGGAUGUUAUAUUAUCAGGAAAUACCAGUUAAUAGAACUGUCUUUAUUGACUUUUUUGACUAUCGACUUAGUGCUGCAAAUAGAAUGAAAAUUGUUACUGAUAAGCAACACCUUAAUGAAGCUAUGACUAUCUCAAGAGAAAGUGUACAAUCAAGCAUUGCAACUGCAUUACUUGGUGAUGGACCAUUAUUACCAUUAUUGGUUGGAAUGAGUCCAUUUGCUAAAGAAAAGAAUGGAAUGGCUUUAGAACAAAGUGGACAUAUAGUUAUACCAAAAGAGUAUAUUGAAUUAAGUGAUUUCAAACAAUGGGUAUUAUAUAUUGCCAGAUAUGUUAAAGAGUUGUACUUAAAAAAAAAUAUACAUGAUACUUCUCCUAAACAAUUCCUCAUUGUUAUACCUAAAUUCUUCUAUGAACUUAUACAACAAAUUAAGAAUGAAUUAUCUAAACUUGGAUUUGUUGUUGUCUUUAUUUCUGAUAAUAUUAGUUGUGUUACUCCAUUAAGUGAUAUGAUUAAUAGAGUGAUUGAUAAUAUCAUUAGAGAUAGAACUAUUCUUCCAGGUAAGGAUAUAUUAACUUUAGAUUAUAAUUUUCAAAUAGCUAAAAAAGUCAUUGAUGUUUGUCGAAUUGAUGUUAUACAGAUGGUGUGUUGGCCAUGGAAAUAUUAUCAUGACUCAAACCAGUUUACUUUAGGAAAUAUUGUUUCUGAAAUUCGUAAGAGAAAAGAGUGUUAUGAUUUUAAGACAUUAUGCUCUCCAAAAAAACUCAUUGGUGCAGACCUUCCUUGUGAUACUUUUAAUCUUAUGAAUGUACCACAAUUUUAUAGAAAUUCUAUCAGGUUAUUCAUAGGGUCUAACAAAUUUUCUAAUGCUUCUACGAAAACUGAACAAUUAAAUUUAUUAAAAGGUGUAUAUCAACGAUUUGGACUAAUUCCUCUUCAAACUUUAUUUGAGGAAGCAACCAAUUUAGUAGUGAAAAGGAGCUAUUAA
This is a messenger RNA of Entamoeba histolytica HM-1:IMSS, 2232 nucleotides long. RefSeq lists its product as uncharacterized. Bases 1 to 2232 code for a protein of 743 amino acids. The transcript has a single exon. Lineage: Eukaryota; Evosea; Mastigamoebida; Endamoebidae. The record is from RefSeq and is a predicted model, not a curated record.